CGGGAGCGGGCCGGGGGCGGCAGCGGUGGUAGGAGCCCCCGCUCGGUCGGGCGCCGGGCUCGGCCGCGGAGGACGCGGGGCGCUCCCAGGGAUUUGCAACUCGCCGGAUCAAGUCCUCACCGGCGGGGCCGCUGCUGCUGGGGAAGCUGCCAUGGUGGCCACGGGCGGGCGCGAGGGCCCUGGACUUUAGAAGCCAUUGCCGCCCUCUCACCUGAAGCCGGGCUCUGCCCCAUCCUGUCCUCACCCCACCCCGGCUCCCGGCCCCCUGCCCCCUGCCCCCGGCCCGGCCCCGCCUGCAGCCGGACCCUGGCAUGUCAAGGCCUGGCCCGUGCCUGUCUGCCCAGCCCGCGGAACCCCGGCGGCCCCGCGAGCUAGGAUGAGGGGCCAGGCCGCCGCCCCGGGCCCUGUCUGGAUCCUCCUGCCGCUCCUGCUGCUGCUGCUGUUGCUGGGGCGCCGGGCGCGGGGGGCCACCGGGGUGGACGCAGGGCCCGGGGCCGAGCCGUGCACCACGUUGGUGCAGGGCAAGUUCUUCGGCUACUUCUCGGCAGCUGCUGUGUUUCCAGCCAACGCCUCUCGCUGCUCCUGGACCCUGCGCAACCCGGACCCCCGGCGCUACACUCUCUACAUGAAGGUGGCCAAGGCGCCCACGCCCUGCGGAGGCCCUGGCCGCGUCCGCACCUACCAGUUCGACUCCUUCCUGGAGUCCACGCGCACCUACCUGGGUGUGGAGAGCUUCGACGAGGUGCUGCGGCUCUGCGACCCCUCGGCGCCGCUCGCCUUCCUGCAGGCCAGCAAGCAGUUCCUGCAGAUGCAGCUCCAGCAGCCGGCCCAGGACCACAGCCCCGGGCCCCCCGGCCCCAGGGACGACUUCUCGGUGGAGUACCUGGUGGUGGGCAACCGCAGCCCCAGCCGGGCCGCCUGCCAGAUGCUGUGCCGCUGGCUGGACGCCUGUCUGGCCGGCAGCCGUAGCUCCCAUCCCUGUGGCAUCAUGCAGACCCCCUGUGCCUGCCUUGGCGGAGAGGCCAGCGACCCUGCCUCCAGCCCCUUGGUCCCCCAUGGGGACGUCUGCUUGAGGGACGGCGUGGCGGGUGGCCCCGAGAACUGCCUCACCAGCCUGACCCAGGACAGGGGUGGGCACGGCGCACCAGGCGGUUGGAAGCUGUGGUCCCUGUGGGGAGAGUGCACGAGGGACUGCGGAGGAGGCCUGCAAACGCGGACGCGCACCUGCCUGCCAGCACCAGGCGUCGAGGGCGGCGGCUGCGAGGGGGUUCUGGAAGAGGGUCGUCUGUGCAACCGCAAGGCCUGUGGCCCUGCUGGGCGUACCAGCUCCCGGAGCCAGUCCCUGCGGUCCACGGAUGCCCGGCGGCGGGAGGAGCUGGGGGACGAGCUGCAGCAUUUUGGGUUCCCGUACCCACAGACUGGUGACCCGGCGGCGGAGGAGUGGUCCCCGUGGAGCGUGUGCUCCAGCACCUGUGGCGAGGGCUGGCAGACCCGCACCCGCUUCUGCGUGUCCUCCUCCUACAGCACGCAGUGCAGCGGGCCCCUGCGCGAGCAGCGGCUGUGCAACAACUCGGCCGUGUGUCCAGUGCACGGAGCCUGGGACGAGUGGUCACCCUGGAGCCUCUGCUCCAGCACCUGCGGCCGCGGCUUCCGGGACCGCACGCGCACCUGCAGGCCCCCCCAGUUUGGAGGCAACCCUUGCGAGGGUCCCGAGAAGCAGACCAAGUUCUGCAACAUCGCCCUGUGCCCUGUGGACGGAAACUGGAACGAGUGGUCCAGCUGGAGCACCUGCUCGGCCAGCUGCUCCCAGGGCCGGCAGCAGCGCACACGCGAGUGCAACGGGCCCUCCUACGGGGGCGCCGAGUGCCAGGGCCACUGGGUGGAGACGCGGGACUGCUUCCUGCAGCAGUGUCCAGUGGACGGCAGGUGGCAGGCCUGGGCCUCUUGGGGCAGCUGCAGUGUCACGUGUGGUGGUGGCAGCCAGCGGCGGGAACGUGUCUGCUCUGGGCCCUUCUUUGGGGGAGCAGCCUGCCAGGGCCCCCAGGAUGAGUACCGGCAGUGUGGCACCCAGCGAUGUCCCGAGCCACAUGAGAUCUGUGACGAGGACAACUUUGGAGCUGUGGUCUGGAAGGAAACACCAGCUGGGGAGGUGGCUGCAGUCCGGUGUCCGCGCAAUGCCACAGGCCUCAUCCUGCGGCGCUGUGAGCUGGACGAGGAGGGCAUCGCCUACUGGGAGCCCCCCACCUACAUCCGCUGCGUCUCCAUCGACUAUCGCAACAUCCAGAUGAUGACCCGGGAGCACCUGGCUAAGGCUCAACGUGGGCUGCCCGGGGAGGGGGUCUCAGAGGUCAUCCAGACACUGGUGGAGAUCUCCCAGGAUGGGACCAGCUACAGUGGGGACCUGCUGUCCACCAUCGAUGUCCUAAGGAACAUGACCGAGAUCUUCCGGAGGGCCUACUACAGCCCCACCCCUGGGGAUGUGCAGAAUUUUGUCCAGAUCAUCAGUAACCUGCUGGCAGAGGAGAACCGGGACAAGUGGGAGGAGGCCCAGCUGAUGGGCCCCAACGCCAAGGAGCUCUUCCGGUUGGUGGAGGACUUUGUGGAUGUCAUUGGCUUCCGCAUGAAGGACUUGAGGGAUGCGUACCAGGUGACAGACAACCUGGUCCUCAGUAUCCACAAGCUUCCGGCCAGCAGUGCCUCGGACAUCAGCUUCCCCAUGAAGGGCUGGCGGGCCACGGGAGACUGGGCCAAGGUGCCGGAGGACAGGGUGACCGUGUCCAAGAGCGUCUUCUCCACAGGGCUGGCAGAGGCCGACGACACCUCCGUGUUCGUGGUGGGCACUGUGCUAUACCGGAACCUGGGCAGCUUCCUGGCCCUGCAGAGGAACACCACAGUCCUGAACUCCAAGGUCAUCUCGGUGACCGUGAAGCCCCCGCCUCGCUCCCUGCUCACACCCCUGGAGAUCGAGUUUGCCCACAUGUACAACGGCACCACCAACCAGACCUGUAUCCUGUGGGAUGAGACAGAUGUACCCUCCUCCUCCGCCCCCCCGCAGCUCGGGCCUUGGUCGUGGCGCGGCUGCCGCACGGUGCCCCUCGACGCCCUCCGGACGCGCUGCCUCUGUGACCGGCUCUCCACCUUCGCCAUCUUAGCCCAGCUCAGCGCCGACGCGAGCAUGGAGAAGGCGCCGGUGCCGUCCGUGACGCUCAUCGUGGGCUGUGGCGUGUCGUCCCUCACCCUGCUCCUGCUGGUCAUCAUCUACGUGUCCGUGUGGAGGUAUAUCCGCUCAGAGCGGUCAGUCAUCCUCAUCAACUUCUGUCUGUCCAUCAUCUCUUCCAAUGCCCUCAUCCUCAUUGGGCAGACACAGACCCGCAACAAGGUGGUGUGCACGCUGGUGGCGGCCUUCCUGCACUUCUUCUUCCUCUCCUCCUUCUGCUGGGUGCUCACCGAGGCCUGGCAGUCCUACAUGGCGGUCACCGGCCGCCUGCGGAACCGGCUCAUCCGCAAGCGCUUCCUCUGCCUGGGCUGGGGGCUCCCUGCGCUGGUGGUGGCCAUUUCUGUGGGAUUCACCAAGGCCAGAGGGUACAGCACGAUGAACUACUGCUGGCUCUCCCUGGAGGGGGGACUUCUGUACGCCUUCGUGGGACCAGCUGCUGCCGUUGUGCUGGUGAACAUGGUGAUUGGGAUCCUGGUGUUCAACAAACUCGUGUCCAAAGAUGGCAUCACCGACAAGAAGCUGAAGGAGCGGGCAGGGGCCUCCCUGUGGAGCUCCUGCGUAGUGCUGCCGCUGCUGGCGCUGACCUGGAUGUCGGCUGUGCUGGCCGUCACGGACCGCCGCUCCGCCCUCUUCCAGAUCCUCUUCGCGGUCUUCGACUCGCUGGAGGGCUUUGUCAUUGUGAUGGUGCACUGCAUCCUGCGCCGAGAGGUCCAGGAUGCCGUGAAGUGCCGCGUGGUGGAUCGCCAGGAGGAGGGCAACGGGGACUCGGGGGGCUCCUUCCAGAACGGCCAUGCCCAGCUCAUGACUGACUUUGAGAAGGAUGUGGAUCUGGCCUGUAGAUCAGGUGAGCGACCGACAGUGCUGAACAAGGACAUCGCGGCCUGCCGCACGGCCACCAUCACAGGCACGCUCAAGCGGCCAUCACUGCCUGAGGAGGAGAAGCUGAAGCUGGCCCAUGCCAAGGGGCCACCGUCCACCUUCAACAGCCUGCCGGCCAACGUGUCUAAGCUGCACCUGCAUGGCUCGCCCCGCUACCCUGGUGGGCCCCUGCCCGACUUCCCCAACCACUCACUGACCCUCAAGAAGGACAAAGCACCCAAGUCCUCCUUCGUUGGCGAUGGGGACAUCUUUAAGAAGCUGGACUCAGAGCUGAGCCGGGCCCAGGAGAAGGCUCUGGACACGAGCUACGUGAUCCUGCCCACGGCCACGGCCACGCUGCGGCCCAAGCCGAAGGAGGAGCCCAAGUACAGCAUCAACAUCGACCAGAUGCCCCAGACGCGCCUCAUACACCUGAGCAUGGCGCCCGAGGCCGGCUUCCCCACCCGCAGCCCACCCACCCGCGAGCCCCCUGGCAGCGGGCCUCCAGAGGCACCCCCUGCCCAGCCCCCGCCACCCCCACCCCCACCACCCCCACCGCCCCAGCAGCCCCUGCCUCCACCGCCCACCCUGGAGCCAGCGCCUCCCAGCCUGGGGGACACGGGGGAGCCCUCCGCCCACCCAGGACCAAGCUCGGGGACUGUCACCAAGAACGAAAACGUCACCACCUUGUCUGUGAGCUCCUUGGAGCGGCGAAAAUCGCGGUAUGCAGAACUGGACUUUGAGAAGAUCAUGCACACGCGGAAGCGGCACCAGGACAUGUUCCAGGACCUGAACCGGAAGCUGCAGCACGCGGCCGAGAAGGACAAGGAGGCGCUGGGCCCCGACAGCAAGCCAGAAAAGCAGCAGACGCCCAACAAGCGGCCCUGGGAGAGCCUCCGGAAGGCCCACGGGACGCCCGCCUGGGUGAAGAAGGAGCUGGAGCCACUGCCGCCGUCGCCCCUGGAGCUGCGGAGCGUGGAGUGGGAGAAAGCCGGAGCCACCAUCCCGCUGGUGGGCCAGGACAUCAUCGACCUCCAGACGGAGGUCUGAGUGGGCGGGCGGCGGCCCGCACUGGGCCAGGAGGAGGGAUCUGCUCUGCCCGCUCCGGCCACAGGACGGGCACAGGCACGCUCACGCGCAGGCCAGGCCUGCACCCCGGCCUCAGGGCACAGACGGCCAGGCAGAGGGCCCGCGCUGGGACCAGAGCCAGACGCAGGACAGGAGGUGGCGCAGCCCGGCAGGCACAGGGCUCCAGAGGCCCAAAGGUGCCUCAGACUCUGCCCUUCUAGGGCGAGCCCCAGCGGGCGGGGGGCUGUGGACAGCGGACAGGCCUGGAUGGGCCAGUGUCCCCAGGAUGCCCACCUGAGACUCCGCUGCAGAGGACCAGCCCGUGUGGCCCGCUGGCCUGGCUCCAUUUUUUAGACAUCCCCCACCCCUGGGGAAGCAGCCAGACCCCCACUCCCUUCCAGGGCCCUGGGCCCCUCUCAGACCCAGGCAGAGAGCACAGCCCUGACCCGAGGCCCCCAGGGGCAGGACUAAGCCCACUUUGGGAAGACACAGGGUGGGGAAUCUAUUUUUUCUCUCCUUUUCUUUUCUUCAAUAAAAAGAAUUAAAAACCCAA
Molecule: messenger RNA, 5696 nt
Organism: Marmota monax (woodchuck)
Lineage: Eukaryota; Metazoa; Chordata; Mammalia; Rodentia; Sciuridae
Gene: Adgrb1
Product: adhesion G protein-coupled receptor B1
Exons: 31
Coding region: 377-5125 (1582 amino acids)
Biological process (GO): cell surface receptor signaling pathway; G protein-coupled receptor signaling pathway; negative regulation of angiogenesis
Cellular component (GO): plasma membrane
Molecular function (GO): G protein-coupled receptor activity
Source: RefSeq, a predicted model, not a curated record